Cherax quadricarinatus is the source of this 13522-nucleotide messenger RNA. RefSeq names its product huntingtin. Gene Ontology annotation, cellular component: cytoplasm; nucleus. The record is from RefSeq and is a predicted model, not a curated record. Lineage: Eukaryota; Metazoa; Arthropoda; Malacostraca; Decapoda; Parastacidae.
GGAAUGGAGAGUGGGCCAUAUUGACAAGUGUUGGGCCACAACCACAACAAACUGCUGGCUGGCCACUGCUUUUUCCUGCUCCUGUGGCCUCUACAUGGCUCCCACCACCCUCCACGCACGCUCUUACUGCCCCCACGCCACCCUCUCAUAGGACUUGGAAAAAACCAUGGCAGCCCUUGAGAAGUUGAUUCGUGCCUUUGAGGCAGUAAAACUGUCCCAGGGAGGCAAUGGUACAAAUGGAGGUGCUCCCUCAAUGACAGCAGCUGGGGCCCAGGCUGGCGAGCAACGCCCUGCAGAGCACCCCAGAACUAUGGCCUCGCUAGCAUCGUCACUGUCACAGCAGAGUCAGGGAUUGCUCAGUAAAAAAGAUCAAGUACUGAGUAGCAAAGAGAAAGCUUCCACAUGUUCCAUCAUAGCUGAUGCACUAGUUGGGGCUAAACCCACAGAGAUACAGAAGUUGCUCUCAGUUGGCAUAGAGACUUUGCUGCUGCUGACGGCUGAUACGGAUCCAGAUGUCAGGAUGAAUGCCAAUGAGUCACUGAAUAGAGUUAUCAGAAGUCUGUCAGAAACUCAGUUGGGCAAAAUUCAAGUUGAACUGUACAAGGAAAUCAAGAAGAAUGGGUCGGUGAGGAGCCUGCGGGCGGCUCUGUCUAGAUUUGCUGCACUGUGCCAUCACAUCAGGCCUCAGAAAGGUCGAGCCUACGUUCAAAACCUUUUACCAUACGUGACACGAAUGGCUCGCCGGCCAGAAGAACCCCUGUUAGAAACACUUGCUGCUGCUCUUGAAAAAAUUAUGCCAACUCUUGGUCAUUUCACUAAUGACAAUGAAAUUAAGAAUCUUCUUAAGGCAUUUCUUCCCAAUCUUAGCCACACCUCCUCGGCUGUCCGCCGCUCAGCCGUAUCCUCUCUCACAGUUCUCUGCCGUCAUUCUCGGAAGCCACCAAUGUUCCUGGGCUGGCUGCUGAGCACCAUUCUGCAGAUCCUGGUACCAGUCCAAAAUGAUAUACCAACAAGCCAAGCUCUUGGCUGCCUUCUGUGCCUACGCUCAUUGGUGCCUCAUAUAGGGGAACUAUGUGCUCCUGUUAUACCCUCAGAUACACACCAUGCACACCAUACCACUCAUCUACACCCGGCAGAGUAUACUGUCUCAUAUGAUCAGAUGCUUCAGGUUUAUGAAUUAUGUCUUCAUUUUAGCAAAUCUUCGGAUCACAACAUAGUCACUGCAAGUUUAGAAACACUUCAGACACUGCUUCAGAACCCACCAGUAGCUCUCCUCCUGACUCUCACUUCUCCUGAGGGGAUCACACGCUCGAGGAUCAUGGCUGAUCCUCGAGCUAGUCUGCUUUCAUCAAGAGUGUCCAGUCAGAUCAGUGUGGCUCCAUCACUGUUUGAAGAGGAUAACUUAUUAUUAGAUCUGGAAGGUGGCAGUGGGAGAGUUAGUAUGGACAUGGACACCCCUGAUGAAAAACUCGAUUUUGAGGAGAGUACAAAAGAAGAAGAUGACAAAGGAGGAGGAGGAGGAGGAGGGGGAGGGGGAGGUGGAAUAGGAGGAGGAGGAGGAGGAGGAGGAGGAGGAGGAGGAGGAGGAAGUGGAGGAAGCACAGAAGUACAGCCAGCUGACACUGCUGUAGAUGAAACUGAUAGUAGAGUUAGUGCUUUAUACUCCAGCAUUGAAAUUGGAAAACUUACAGAUACCUCUGUGCUUUUUGGUAGAGGAGAGAUAAAUUUAAAUGGCGAGAAACGUUGCAUUGAACGUGACAAGAGGAAACACAUUUACCACAUAUCAUCUCAUUCUCAUAAUAAAUCCCUAGAAGACAAAUCAGUCUCCAUUGAUAAGCCAAGUGGUUCAGUUGGCUCUUUCUUGGAUGAAGAUCUUCCUGUACGGUAUCUCGUACGAUACCUGACUUCCUCAUUCCUUUUAUCUGGGCAUGCUGGGUUAUUAGUUCCUGACCGGGCAGUCCGAGUGAGCGUCAAAGUGUUGGCUCUUAACUGUGUAGGGUUGGCUGUGAUGGUGAUGCCUUCUCUGAUGGCUGAACCUCUCUAUACAGAUGCAAUUGGAGAAUUGGAGCUACAGCAACACAUUGAUGAUGUUUUGAGGUUUCAUAGUCAUUCCGACCCUCAGCUUGGAGCAAGUGUGGGCACUGUCAUUGGACAGUUCAUUCGUGCCAGUCUUGUCCAUGGAUGUGGACAGUAUAAUGACUUUGGUCGACCGGGGUUACCUUUAUCUUCACUUCUUGAAGUCCUUUGCAAGUUGCUUGUACACGAGUCAAGUGUAACAGCACGUGGAGCUCUGGGUGGUCUGGGGCUCUGCCUGGGUGAGCUACUUCACUCGUUGCAUGCCGCAGUCAUACUGUCUGUUUUACCGCAUUUGGUAAAUACAGCCUCAAAUCUAUAUUGGUUGGUCAAAGUUGAACUGUGUGAUCUCCUCUCAGGAUUGCCUCUGAGUUAUACAGACCAUGUAGAGAGUAGCAGCAGCUACAGCACUACAGGAAGUUCCAUUCCACUUAGACCUGCCGACAGGUUUUCUCAUCGUGUAUUAACAGCAGUUCUUAUUCCUCUCCUGGCCGAUCAGGACCCCAGAGUUCGUUCAGCAGCUGCUUCAGCUUGUGUCAAAUUAGUACCUGAAAUAAUGAGCAGUGGAGACUUGAUACACAAAGUGGCUUCCAGUCUUGUGCAUAGUGGCUGCCUUAAAGGGGAUAAAGAGGAUUUGGGAAAUAACCCACAAUCACUUCAACACUGGUCUUGUAGGGGUCUUCCCUCGUUGCCAGUUGCACCACUUCAUCGUCUCUUUACUGUGAGAAACAUUACUCCACCUGAAUGCCACGGUUCAGCACAAGGCCCAGCAGCAUCACAGGUGUCACAUUCUCUCUCACGCCUUAUCUAUGCAUUCACUACUCACUUAAUGAGUACCAAUAGCAAGUUUUUAAUGCUUGGAUGUGUUGAGACCUUGUCGCAACUCAGUGAGAAGUAUCCUCCUGCCCUGUACCCAUCAGCAUGGGGUUGCCACAUUACUCCAGUGCAGUCAAGUGAAAAUAAAAUGCAUACUGGACUGAUCACCCACGUUCUCUCCUUGGCUGGAGAAUCUCCAUUUGCAGGAGAUCUAAACGUACAACAGAACAUUCUCACAAUAGCUUCAAACAUUCUUGCAGGUAUUGCAAUUGAAGUUUUAAGACAAGGCAGAGAAGACGUUGUAGGAGCUAAGGCACCAUGGGCAUUCUUAGGGGCAUCGCAGGUGACUGCUGUGGCAGAGUGUGUUGUUCAGCACAUCCUGCGUAUACUAUGUGUAUACACCCAUGUGUUGGAAGAUAUCUUACCAGGUUCAAGGCCUACACUUGCUCCUCUUACUCCACAGUCAACGCUUUCUCCAAUUAAAAGAAGAUCAAGAGGAGAGACUACUGGUGACAAGAACCGCACACAUUCACCUAGCAAUGGAGAAAAACCUGAUGGUGAAGAGAAGGAGAGGAAGCCGCUGAAACCUGGACCUAUUGGAGCUUUCUCACACUUGCCAGAGUAUAUUAAAAUGUAUGAUGUGCUCAAAAAUGCUCACACAAAUUAUAAGAUGUCCUUGGAAGAUAGUACAACAGAAAAGGUCUGUGGAUUGCUCAGAGUGGCCCUCACUAGCCUGGGGAGACUCUUGGAAGUGGCAUCAAUGGUAGAAUUUGGGAAACUUGCCGAUGAGAUGCUUCAGUACCUGAAAGUCGUCACGUCUCUCCUUCCAACACUCACAGUGCAGUGUGGACAGCAGCUUCUGAAGUGCUUGUUUGGUUCAAAUGUGAUGGCACUCUUUGACCAGCUAUACCGCAAGGUUUCCGAGCCUGUGCCCCAUGUGUCAACAGAUACAGUUGGAAGCACAAACAAACGGGCAGUGGAGGAGCCUGAUAUUACUGGUCUCCAUCAUCUUUGUUUCAAUAUUCCACUGGUUGAACUGGAGAAAGACCUGAAUGAAAUGUCUGUGGCCAGGAAAGACAGUGACCAAAUCAGUUUUAGUCUGAGUCAACGGAAAGGAAGCACUAGUGUCUUCAAGACCCUGGGACGUGGUAAUGAUAAAUUAUCAUUGAGUUCUUACAUAAGACUUUUUGAACCAUUGGUCAUCAAGGCCUUGAAGCUGUAUACAGUAUCAAGUGAUGUCAUCAUGCAGAGAUCAGUCCUGCAGCUGCUGAUCCACCUCGUACAAAUUCGUGUCAACUAUUGCCUUUUGGACUCCGAUCAGAUAUUUAUUGGUUAUGUGAUCAAGCAAUUUGAAUAUAUUGAAGAAGGACAAAUCAAGCAGGCAGAGGAGUUGAUUCCCUCCAUGUUUCGGUUCCUAGUACUGCUGUCUUAUGAGCGGCAUCACAGCAAGAGUAUCAUUGGGGUUCCCAAGAUAAUUCAGCUUUGCGAUGGUCUUAUGGCUAGUGGUCAGCCUCCCCUAUCUCACUGUGUAUUGGCACUACAACCACUAGUGGAGGAUCUCUUCUUGGUGCGGAGCACAACGAGUGUGACUGAUCAACGUGAGCUUGAAACUCAACGAGAAGUCCUCUGCUCAAUGCUCCUAAGACUUGCACAUUAUCACCAGGUUCUUCGCCUUAUCUCCCUGGUGUUAAGUGCUACAAUGGAAGCUCACAGGGAGCGCUGGAGGAAGCUCUCACGACAAGUGAUUGACACGCUGCUUCCACUCUUGUCCAAGUUGCAAGUUAAUCUUGAUUCCGUGGAUUCCCUUGCAGCCGUUGAAGAAGUAAUGCAUGGAGUGUGUGCCAGUGUGUAUCGUCCUGUUGACUGUGUACUGAAGGCUCUCUUUACUUCUCCUUGUGAACUAGAGACUACAGUGGGUGUAGAGAGAUGGGUGGGCAGUGUGUUGCUGCUGCUUCGUAUUCUUAUAACCCACUCUACCCCGGAGUUGGUGCUGGCACGCCUAGAAGAGCUGGGCCUCAGUAUGGACUAUAUACAUACUGAAACACCUGCAGACGUUGUUCCUACAGAGGCUUCCUUAGCGCCAGAGGCUGUACAACGACAGGUUACAGAUUCGUCAAUUCGUUUUAGAGAUCCUCUGAAUGUUACCCAACCAGAAACUCUUCCGCAAGUAGCCAUGGCCAGAUUUUUGCUGGAGGUUGUUCGUGUGAGUGUUAGUGAGAUCAGAAGUGUGCGGCUCACCCUGCUGAACAGUGGACUACCUCCGGAAGGUGGAGGUGGACAUCAUUCUCCUGAUAUGUUGGUUCAUCUGUCACACCACUUGCUGCUCACUCUCUUGCAUCUGACCCUCUCAGGUCAGUGGAGAGAAGUGAUAAUUUCACUGAAGGACAUUUGUAGCAGGGAAGUUGAAUUAGCUGAAGAAAUUAGUGAAGCUCUGCUCUUUGUAUCAGGCUGGUAUCCUCCCCUCACACUGCUCUGGUGCAAGCUACUCACCUGUCUUGAUCUCACUUCCCAGAACCUAUGGACCCGUGUGCUCAGAACCUGCCAGAGAAAAUCAGUCACUAGUGUAAGUAGUUCUGUUGUGAGUGAAGCAAGUGGACCUUCUAGCUGCUUGUCUUUAGAAUUCUUAAGAAGAUGUGGGCUUCUUGUGUUCUCAGAAUUUGUGGUUCGUCACAUGCAGGAAGGAGAGUGGUUAACUUGGCUCGUUGUGCAGCACAUAAGUGAUGUGGUUAUUCUCCAUGUGGAGCCACCGAUUCAUACGCUCAUUCAGUCCAUCCAUGGAUCUCCAGCAGCCUCAGCACUUCUCAUUCAGGCCAUCCACGCUCGCUGUGAAUAUGUCCAAAAGGCAGAGUAUGGUGGGCACAUAAUUUCACUGGUGUCAGGAGUUCAUAUAUCACAGUCGGGAGCACUUAUAACCUUCAUAGUGGAGCGGCUGCUAGCACUGCCGUACUUAGUAGUGACGCGGGCUGCCUGUGCAUUGGCCACUCAGCGAUUGCACCUCUUGCUAGCCAUGCCUCCGGGACAAGUUCUGAUUCAGCUUCCUCUGGAAGAUCUUACCAAAAUUUCUAGUUAUAUGAAGGAAAAUAACCUUGAGAAACGAUAUGGGCAGUUGUAUGGCCUACUACAACGGCUCUUGAACCAGGUCCAUGGUGUCCAUGUUCCUCAGAGCAGUGAGGCCUCAUUACCCACUCAGUACCACCAUAGUCCAACAACUACCACUACUCGUUUAGAUCUCAACUGGUACCUGCAACUUGUAAGAAACAGAUGUAUGCAGGGAGAAGGAGGUGGGCUGGAGUGUGGCCAGCUGUUGAGUCAGCUGGAGUAUAGUGAAAUUAUCAACAUUAUGUCUGGGAAAACAUUCAAUGCUGCCAUGCUGACACACACCCUGAGAUUGGGACUUACCACUACCCUACAGGCCAACAGAGACUGGGGUGAUUGUAACAGUUCAGUGGAGACAGGUGACAGUGAAGAGUGCAGCAGUGGUAGUGGCACUGGGGAAGCUCCCUUGUACACUGCCAGCAAAGUAAUAUUGCUUCAACAUCUAGCCCAGGUUGCUGGCUCCUUACCACGCCCACAUCACACCUUCACCCCAGGUGGAGGAAACAAAUACAGUGAGCGAGUGUGCAAGCUGCUGUCUGGCGACGAUGGUAUUGGUAGUGUGGUGGAUACACUGGCUCCAGCUGUAGUGGAGUACCUUACUUCAAUGACACGUCUUCCCUGGGGUGCCCAGGUCUUGCCGGACAACUCGGAGCAUAUACUGCGGUUUGCUCUCUUGGCUAUGGAGUAUCUGCACUGGCAAGUUUGGCUAGGCAGUGUGAGUGUUGAGGUAGCCAGUCUGUGCCUAAACUGUGUGGAUGCUGUCUUGCGUUGUGGUACUUUAUCCGGCCUGUUGGGUCUACCUGACCGGAUAUCUUAUGUCUGUUCUAUGGUGGCCGCCCUUCAUGCUGCUGCCUCUUAUCUCGUCAAACCUAGAGCACUUCCAAGUCUUCCACCCAGCUUGACCCAGUGUCUAAAUGGAGUAGAGAGCAGCCUGCUGGUGGCUUGUCGAAGACUCAUGCAGCUGGUGUCAUGGCUGGAGGCUGGCAACUUGCGGCAUCUUCCAGCUUGUAUUGCUUACCCAAUCAGGGGCAUUGUGAUGGGUUUGGGGCGCAUGCCAGUGGUGAACAGUAUUGUGAGAAUACCUCCUGACAUGUGGAGACUAGGUUGGGCUCCACAGUUCUUCGGAGAACAUGGUACAAAUUUACCGCCUAUUCAGGUAGAAUUUCUGCAAGAAACUGAUGUUCUCAAGCAGUUUAUAUUUAGAAUGGAACUUUUUGGUUGGAUAGGACGGCAACAAUUUGAAGAGACCUGGAUGGCACUGUUAUCAGUGCUAAAUUCUACUCCUAGUGAGAAUACCCCAGCAGAGGAACUACCUUUCAUUAAUCUGAGUUUGUCGCUGGCCGUACGAGGAAUCACUGCACUUUUGGUUCAGACCCUUCUAUUACCCACACCUGGCAACCCUCACAGCGGCAACCUAUUAAGUAUCCCAAGAGACAAACCUCCACACUACCUGACUUCUAAGUCAGGGCGGAAACUUCAAGAGAUUAUGUCGUGUCUUCACGAAAAACUACGAGAGGUACAACACCUAAUCAAAGGAGGACCGCGACAGACCCCACCAUAUCAGCUGGGCCAGGUGUCAGUCGAGUAUCUAGUAACAGCUCUCAACAGUCAUGCAGAACCACCAGAAUCUCCUGACACUAUCUUACACACUGGCUGUUAUGAGUUUGAAAUACGAGAGAGACAGUUAGCGAGCUGUGGUCUUGACGUCCAGUCCUGUCUUCACUUCCUUCACUACCUGUAUUCCUCAUGGCUGCGACCCCAGAGUGGCUUGUGUGCGUCUGUUGUGGCAGAAGUAGUAAAGUCUGUGAGUUGUUUAUGUGACUUAUUCUGCUCAAGUGCUCACCACCGCUGGGUCCUGGAAGCACUUCUGCCUCUCCAUACCCUCCACCCUAUUGAAGACCACAUCACCCAGCAGCACAUCAUUCUGGCUACCUGUAAAGCUCUUGCAACUCUUAGAUUGGCCAAACAGGAGGUGAGCUCAUCACUGAGUGAAGGUGUGAUACACAUAGUGGAGAGUGGACUCAAGAGUGGACAGGUGUCUGUACGUACCUGCGCCGUCCAAGGCCUCCUCUACCUUCUCCAGGGACCAUCGGAGGAGAGCCCGCCCCUCAUUGUUCUGGCUGCUAACUACAUUCUCAAAUACAAUGAUGGGAAGAGUCGAGAAUGUGAGAGUCAUGAGGUGGCCGUGUGGGAGGUGUGGGUUUAUUUGGUAGAACACUAUGAAACACUACCUGAUCCCACUCUGCCAUCUACUGCUCUCCACAUGGCCCUUUCAACAGCAGCCACUUCUUCCACAACUCCACGUCUCCUCCACCAAGUCUUGAAGGGUGUAGAAAGACUGGUGUUAGUUCAGCAACUCUCCAGUAACACUGUAGAAGUGAUCUUCAAAUUAGUGAUGGACUUGGUUUUAAAUGGUUCUCCUUCCACCUCUUUAGCUGCCUUGCCAUUAUUCAUCACUGCUCUUUAUGCUAAUGUAAGAAACACUGCAUCUCUUACACAUGGUGUAGCACAAGAUGACAUGGCAUCAGACCCAGAGACUCUCUUACUUGUCAUGGAGAAACUCUCCAUAUUUUUUGACCGGAUUCGGGUUGGGUAUCCCCAUGAGGCAGGUGUUAUUGCUGGUCUGCUUGGACCAUGCCUUUUAGAUGUCCUUCCUGCUAGUCAGAUACUGAAUAAAGUGAUCACAGAAUAUAUUUCUAGCCAUCAACCACAUCCUCAUCUACUCGCCUCAACCCUUUUCCAGGUAUUUGAAGGGGCUAUCAGUGAGAGUGGGGAAGGUUUAGUACAAGAAUGGGUUCUACUUUCGCUUAGCAACUUCACACAACGUAGCCCUAUUUCCCUUGCAGUUUGGUGCUUAACUUGCUUCUUCAUUGCAGCCUCGAGUAAUAGAUGGCUCCGAGCAGCUUUUCCUUCCGUUCAAGCACGUCUGGGAAAACUGGAUGUUCGUGACAUCCAGAUAUUUUGUCUGGCUGCUUCUCAUUUCCGCCAGAGUUUGGCAACGGAAAACCAGAGGGCAAAGUUUGAGGCAGUGUUCCAGGCUGUGGCUACUCCAGGAUCACCAUUUCAAGAGUUAUUAGAUUGUAUUCAAGAUUAAUUUCAGUUGCAGCCAGGUUUAAUUGUUCGUGAAAAUUGUAUAUAUAUCAUUGCUAGUCAAUACAUUGACCUAGAGACCCCUAUUUAGUUCAGUAACAAUUAUUUUCUAUCCAUUGUGCAAUCUCAGAGUGUUAUUAUGUGCCAGAAAAUCUGACUGAAGUGGGUGAUUGUUCAUCGAGGACAUUUCUAAGCUUCAUUUGUAGUUCAAAUACUGAGUGUAAACGUCUCACUGGUAUGAAAUUUUUUGAGUUAAUGAAAUUAGUUGUAAUAAAUAUUGCUUUGAGAGAUUUCAUGGAUGCUGGUAUGUUGUACUGUAUACUGUAUUUAAAAUUAUUGUAUUGCAUACAGUAUUUAAAAUUACUGUACUGUAUACUGUAUUGAAAAUUAUUUAAGUACGAUUACCAUGAAAGAUAUUUUUCUGCAUAAAUAUUUUAGAAAAUUACCAAAAAAAGAAUGUACUUUUAUAUCAUUAUUAUUGCUGUUGUAGUUUUGCAUUUAUAUACAGUACAGAUAUAUGGAGAAAUUGUAUGGUAACUUUAAAUUCAUCUGAACUAAUCCAUGAAAUUUCAGGAGUAACUGUAUGAGUUGUAAGUCAAUAUACAUAUAUUUUUUGCAUGGCUGUGAUAAGAAAUAGAUUAGUUUCUUUAUCCAUGAGAUGGAGUUUAUUUGAAAAUUAAUGUCAAAGAUGCUAUUUUUUUUCCAAAAUAAGGCUUAAAUUUACCCAGCAUCUUGGGGGCCGAAGUACCAUUUAUCUUUUUUUCCCAAAUUAGCCAGUCCAAAUUGAGGGAGGGUGUUCUCGACACCAGAGGGACUUCUUCGCUAUAAAAUGUGGUACUUGCUGAACUAUGUAUAACAGUGGUGAUUGUUUAUGAAGAAAUUUUCACCUAUUCCCAGGCACAUUCUUAGUUGGUCCCUCACCUGUCCCUCAUUCUCACCGACCCUCAUAUUCAAAAUACACGCAGCCUUUUUAUUCGGUGUUGAGAGUAGUAAGGGAGAACUCGACAUCUGCAAGAAAUGCCUUGAAAUGAUUUUUAGGUAUGUAAGAUCAUGUCAAGUGUAAAAGUUUGGAAGCAAAAGAUCCAAAUGUUCAAGAUAUGUUUUCAUAGUAUUUUUUAUAAUUUUGUUUGGUUACUAGGCAAUAUUUAAGCAAAAUUUAUUGUACAGGAGGUAAAUUUCUUUUAAUAUUAUUCAUAUUGUAGUGUUAGACUCGAGUCCUGGAGGUGGGAAAUACAGUGCCUGCACUCUGAAGGAGGGAAGUACAGUGCCUGCACUCUGAAGGAGGGAAGUACAUUGCCUGCACUCUGAAGGAGGGAAGUACAGUGCCUGCACUCUGAAGGAGGGGUGGAGAUAUGUUGCAGUUUUUGAACUGUAGUAUCGACAUGCCUCUGGCAAGACAGUGAUGGAAUGAGUGAUGAUGAAAGUGUUUCUUCUUUUUUGGGUCACCCUGCCUUGGUAGGAAACGGCCGAUGUGUUAAAAAAAAAAAAUCAGUGUCAUUAUGCCAUGAUAUGGUUCCCAGAAUUAUCAAACUUCAGUUCUGAUGGAACAUUUACUGAACCUUUAAACUUAGCAGCAAUGGAGAUAGGAUGUAUGUAUGAUUGUUUCAUAACCCUUAUAUAUCUAAAAAGGUUUUGUGUACUCUUAGUUUUAAAGCCUAUAUAAAAAAUAUAACUGCCAGUAGAGAGUGUCAAGCUUCAGUCAUCAUCAGUAUUCCUUAUAGUUGGCUUAGCAGUCAGGCCAGUGUGCCUCACAUGUCAAGAGUGACCUACUCAAGUUGGAAUCGUCCUAGACUGCCAACCCACACAAUGGAAAUUUAGUUUUACAAUAAGAUGGGCUUGGAGAGGGAUUGUGUUGUACACAGCUAUUGGAGAGACUGUUUGUGUGUUGUACACAGCUGUUAGAGAAACAUUGUGUGUUGUACACACAGCUGAACUACACUAGUUCUACUAAGAUUAUUACCUGAAUUCAGCAUUAAGAAUGCAGGUUUGUUUUUAAUUCAGGUUUAAAAUGGUUUGAAUAAAUUCACUGUAUACUGCAUUUCAAGAAGGUUUUGUGUUUUGUGAUGCAGUGCAUUUAUUCACUGACCGGGUGUGUAUUGUGUUUUAAUUUUACAUGUUACUUAUGCCUUCUACAAUUGAAGAAAAUUAUAAAUUAAUGCUCUCCAUGUUUCCUUCUAUCUUACAUCUUUGAUUGUUCUCUAGGCUUUAAUUGCAUACUGUCUUUCAUAAUUUAUUAUAUAUUAUGACGGUUUCCGUUUUAAUGCAGUAUAUGGUUAAUUUCACGGAUCAUAUCAACUUGUACGAGUAUGGGUUAUGCCAAUUCUAAUCAGGCGAGUUGUAUGACCUUCCAUAGUCAUUAACCUUGUACUGCACAUGCCAUGUUCUCACUCUGGCAUAUAUCCUGUGAUUAACAUAUCUCUGUCUGUUGUCUCGAAUAUCAGUGGACAAUGCGGUAUAAUUUAAAUCGCUUACAUUCUUUCAGUAGUUAUGAUGUAAGUGUUCUAAACACUGAUCAGUGACAGGUAAAUCCCACAUGGAUGAAAAAUAAAAGAAUGGAAACGAUCUGUAUUUUUUAGCCUCAGUUUCCUGAGGUUCUUGCUUAAGGCUGAAGAUACACAUGCUUUCUACCUCUUAUUUUUUGUAUAAGGAACUUGACUCUUUUUUUUUUUUUUUUUUUCAGUAGAAUAACGUAUGAAAAUGUGUAUCUACAUGCCACCUUAUUUGACAGUCUGAAGAAUAAAAAGGCACAGUGCCAUGACUGGAACAAUACACAAAUAACCUACACAUAGGAGAAAGAGACUUAUGAGGACAUUUCGGUCUCACCUGGACCAUUAACAAGUCACACAAGAGUUAAUGGUCCAAAUCAGACCGAAGUGUCGUCAUUAUUUUCUCUCCUUUGAGUGAGGUAUUUCUGUAUUGACGGUCUGAUCUGUCAUUCCUGUCUCACAAACCCCUUGUAGAGUAACAUUGAUACAAUACACUUGUGAAGUAUCUUGUAAUAGCCUGUUUUUUUAAACUCAUUGAAGUGUCAUGCAGAUCCUCUGUAAAAGGAAGUUAUGUUAUUCUGUGGGCAACCUUAAGUUUUAUUAAUAGCUAAUAAAAUAAUGUUUUAAUUUUCUGAAGACUUAAUGAAAUAAAUUCACAAUGUAGAGGCCACAGUUCUCUGGCUGGAACAAUUCGCAGCUAACCUGCAGUUUGGAGAAGAAAAUUAGAUGCCAUUUUGGUCAGUCCUGAGCUUUGUCACUGCCUUUUCAUCUCCCAUUCUCACUGUUGUGAUGAUAUUAGUCCAGGAUACACAGAAAUACUGUUACGAGUUCACUUUCCAAAUUAGGGUUAGUUAUUCUUUCCCAACUCGCUGAAUUUAUGAAAGAUUCUCAGCCUUUGAUUAAAAAAAAAUAAAUAAUGAUGGUAUGGUUUGGAACUAAUGAAGAAAUGUGUAAUUCUAAAGCCCUUUCAUAAAUGCAGUAUUCAUAUAUGGUUCUGCUUUUUAGCUUCUGGAAAGGAGUUUUACAGCGCAUCAGUCGAACAUUUCUAAUUUUUAACUCUAUGAGAAAAACAUUUUGGAUGUGUAAAUUAAUAUACUUCAACUGUAUUUGAAAGAGAAUUAAACCGAGAAAUAAUGUAAAAUCAUUACUAAUUAUUUUAUGACUAUUUGGCAAAUGGAGUUUAGCAUUGGUUUUUUACAGGUACAUAGGAAGUUUGGACCUAUCUUAAUAAACUGGAGAAAAAAGUUUUGUUUUUGAAUUCUCUUCAAAGGGAGGUGCCUUGAUGCUGGUGUAGGGCUAAUCCAAGGAGUUGGAUCAACCCUGAUUACCUCACAUUCCCACCAGCAAUGUAUAAUCCUUGUAGAUGUAGCAUUACCCCAUGAUUGAAAUAUUUCGUGCAAGAAUUGCCACAAUUGAUUCACAAACAUUUAUACAGUACAGUUCUCCAUUGUUUAAAGAUUAAGCAUACAGCUCUGAAUGGCUGGAAGAGUUGAUGGUAAAAUUUUUUUUAUUAUAUUCAGAGGCUGUAUGACCUAUUCAGGUUGUGUGUUUGAUUGUACUGUAUUUAGGAAAAUCGUUUUAAAAAAAUUCUUAGUUGACUAAAUAUUGUAUAUAAGACUGUUUUUCAUUUCUACUGCUGGUAAAGAUGUUAAUUAUGAGAAACGAGUAAAUGGUGAUGAAGGGAAGGCAAGACAUUUAUUGAAGGUCAAGUAAAUAACCUCAAAAUGAGGAUUAUAUCUCCUAUCAUUAUAUUAUAAUUUUGUUGAUUUUCACUCAGCUGUAGAUAUGUGAGCUUCCAUUCACUUGGGUAGCAAUGUAAAUUACUAAAGCAUUGGAAUAGCUGUAUAUAAAUAUAAUGUAUAUACUAUAUAUAUAUAUAUAAAUAAAGGAAUUGUAUAGAUGAAUAUUAUGUUAGCUUUUGUUGAGAAUAUCUGGUAAUAAAAUAAAUUAUAUUAUGGUUG